Messenger RNA from Medicago truncatula (barrel medic), 2096 nucleotides. Its product is annotated as probable protein phosphatase 2C 12. Lineage: Eukaryota; Viridiplantae; Streptophyta; Magnoliopsida; Fabales; Fabaceae. Gene Ontology annotation, biological process: protein dephosphorylation. Bases 233 to 1522 code for a protein of 429 amino acids. Gene Ontology annotation, molecular function: protein serine/threonine phosphatase activity. The transcript is spliced from 10 exons. The record is from RefSeq and is a predicted model, not a curated record.
GAAAAUAAAAAUGAAUGGUUCUUUCUUUUCUUCAUUAAUUCAUUCAUCUCUCUCUCUCUCUCUACGAUGCAAGUUUUGCAGAACAACAGGAUCCAACAUUUCAGCGUAUCUCAACACUUUCGCGCCUGAUCGCGUUUUCUUCCAUCUUCAAGAUUUCGUUGUAAUCAACAAAACAAUAUCGUGUGAGGCUUAAAUUGAAGGUGUUGUUGUGUUUGAAGAAAUUGAGGGAACAAUGUCUGGUCGGGGAGAACAUCAUUCCGUACCCCUUUCGGUGCUGUUGAAGCGUGAAUCGCUGAGCGAGAAAAUAGAGAAACCUGAUAUGGUUGUAGUGUAUGGAAAUGCUAGCGAGAAUAAGAAAGGAGAAGAUUUCAUUUUACUAAAGACCGAAUGUCAAAGAGUCGUUUGUGAUGGUGUUUCUACGUAUUCUGUCUUUGGGCUAUUUGACGGACACAAUGGAUCUGCUGCUGCGAUUUAUGCCAAGGAGAAUCUUCUGAACAAUGUUUUAGGUGCCAUUCCUCCUGAUCUCAACAGAGAUGAGUGGGUAGCAGCGUUGCCAAGGGCUUUGGUUGCUGGCUUUGUGAAGACUGAUAAAGAUUUUCAACAGAAAGCACAAACAUCGGGAACAACUGUAACAUUCGUGAUUAUAGAAGGUUGGGUUGUAACAGUUGCAUCAGUUGGUGAUUCCCGUUGCAUACUUGAACCUUCUGAAGGUGGGCUUCAUUACUUGUCAGCAGAUCAUCGACUAGACACAAAUGAAGAAGAGAGGGUGCGCAUCACUUCUAGUGGGGGUGAAGUUGGUCGGCUAAAUACAGGCGGAGGUGCAGAGGUUGGUCCGUUGAGAUGUUGGCCUGGUGGGUUGUGUCUCUCUCGAUCCAUUGGUGAUAUGGAUGUUGGUGAAUUUAUUGUCCCUGUACCAUAUGUAAAGCAAGUGAAGCUUUCCAAUGCUGGAGGAAGACUUGUUAUCAGCAGUGAUGGAGUCUGGGAUGCUCUAACUGCAGAAAUGGUCCUUGAUAGUUGUCGUGGAAUGUCGGCGGAGGCUGCAGCACCACAUAUUGUAAAAGAAUCUUUGCAAGCAAAGGGCCUCAGAGAUGACACAACCUGCGUCGUGGUCGAUAUAUUACCCCAGGAGAAACCACCUACUUCUGUACGAACACAAAAGAAACCGGUAAAAGGAAUGUUGAAGGCCAUUUUCCGCAAAAAGUCCUCCGAGUCAUCUUCAUAUGUUGAAAAAGAAUACGUUGAGCCAGAUAUGGUACGGGAACUAUACGAGGAAGGAUCUGCCUUGCUUUCAGAAAGGUUUGAAACAAAAUAUCCACUCUGCAACAUGUUCAAGUUGUUCAUGUGUGCAGUGUGUCAAGUAGAGAUUAAACCUGGGGAGGGUAUUUCAGUACAUGAGGGUGCGCCUAACGCAAGGAAACCGCGUCCCUGGGAUGGACCUUUCCUUUGCUUAAGUUGCCAAAAGAAGAAAGAAGCCAUGGAAGGGAAACAGAUAUCAGAUAGACAUAGCAAUGGAAGUGACUAAUGAAUUAUCAUGUACAUAUGCAUUUUGAGAUUGACAGAGAUUGUUCAUAUAACGCAAAAGUCAAACUUCCAAGCAACUGUGACUCCCAUUAUUACAUCGGGGGUUUCUCAGAAUAUGGAUUCAUUUUGAAAUCUUCUGAUCGUUCAUAUGAAUUUUCGAGUUUUCCAAUGCUUCAUAACAGGAGACUAACAGUAGCAUCCUGUUAGAGGAUUUCUGUGACCUGGAAAAGUUGAAUAUGAACCACCCAAGAGUGGUGAAAGGUUUCUUUAAAAAAAAAAGAGUGGUGAAAGGUUCUGUAAAAAGAUGGAAUGCUCAAUAGGAAGUCGGAGGUGAUUCAUUCUUUAUCUUAUAUUCCUAUUUUGUUUCUGGAUGUAGAUCUGUUCAGUUGUAUAUGGGUCUUAAAUGGAAGUACCCUUGUUGUAUUAUGCAAUAGGAAGUUUAUCUAGACAUCGUAGUCCCAAUUCUACCAACACGAUAGUAGAUUAGACCUACAUUGAAUCUUCUGAAUAUCAACACUUUGUAAUUGAAACAGUGAAUGUUUUUUAAAGCUCAGUUUCGUUUUUUUCUUUUUGCA